This is a messenger RNA of Babjeviella inositovora NRRL Y-12698, 507 nucleotides long. RefSeq names its product mitochondrial 54S ribosomal protein bL21m. The transcript has a single exon. Gene Ontology annotation, molecular function: structural constituent of ribosome. NCBI's taxonomy places the organism in Eukaryota, Fungi, Ascomycota, Pichiomycetes, Serinales. Bases 1 to 507 code for a protein of 168 amino acids. Gene Ontology annotation, cellular component: mitochondrial large ribosomal subunit; ribosome. The record is from RefSeq and is a predicted model, not a curated record.
AUGAUGCAAAGAUUUGCUAGUUUGAGGGCUCCAGUGAGCAAGUUACUUACUCCACGUCCGGCCUUUGCCUCAAUCCCAAGACUAUUCAGCACCUCCACCAUUUCACAACAGGCUGCCGCUGAACCCGAGGCCAAGACCGUCACAGAUUUAACCCCGUUGAAGUUAUCCCCAUCAGCCUCCUUAUACGCCACUAUCAAGGUUCACGGCAGACAGUUUUUGGUCACCGAGGGUGACAUCAUCAAUUUGCCAUACAACGUGAAGGAAGCCGACAUCGGUGACAAGUUGCAUUUGAACGACGUUGUCACCAUUGGUAACAGAGACUUUACCUACCACCAGAGCGAGGGGAUUAGUCAGGACUUGUACAAGAUCAGCUGCACUGUCAUCGAAAAGACCAAGAAGCAAUUGUCGAAGAGAAUCAUCAAGCAGAAGAGAACCAGAGAGUACAGAAGAGCCUUUAACAAGUCUCCAUACACUGUGGUCAGGGUAAACGAGUUGAAGUUGAACUAA